AAAAGAAAAAAUUAAACAUUAACGAAGAACAAAAUAGAAGAAACGGCUUCUGAAGAGCACGGAGAAACGGCCCUUCUAGUACGGCCUAUUGUAGUUCUCUCAGACAAGCAAAAGGGAGGAGAAGAAGAAAAAGAAGGAGGUGGUAAGAGGCAAAGAGAGAAGAAAUGGAUUGGAUCGGUGAGACCGUGGACUCUAUCAAAUCCCUUCAGAUCCGGCAGGUCCUCACCCAGGCCGUCAGUCUCGGUAUGAUUGUUACAUCUGCUCUUAUAAUAUGGAAGGCAUUGAUGUGCGUUACCGGCAGUGAAUCUCCUGUUGUUGUUGUUUUGUCUGGAAGUAUGGAACCCGGUUUCAAGAGGGGGGAUAUUUUGUUCUUGCACAUGAGUAAAGAUCCCAUUCGUGCAGGAGAAAUUGUUGUUUUUAAUGUUGAUGGCCGUGAAAUUCCAAUUGUCCAUCGUGUCAUUAAGGUUCAUGAACAACAAGAUACUGGAGAAGUUGAUGUCCUUACCAAAGGAGAUAACAAUUAUGGGGAUGACAGGCUUCUGUAUGCUCAUGGUCAGCUGUGGCUUCAACGGCAUCAUAUCAUGGGUAGAGCUGUGGGGUUUUUACCUUAUGUUGGCUGGGUAACAAUUAUCAUGACUGAAAAGCCUAUUAUUAAGUAUAUUCUAAUUGGCGCAUUGGGGUUGCUUGUUAUAACAUCAAAGGACUAACUGAAGCAAACUCCGGGGGUGGUCAAUCGGAAAAAGAACCGUUGUGUCAAUUUCCAGAA
Prunus avium (sweet cherry) is the source of this 766-nucleotide messenger RNA. RefSeq names its product Peptidase S24/S26A/S26B/S26C family protein. Gene Ontology annotation, molecular function: serine-type endopeptidase activity. Gene Ontology annotation, cellular component: signal peptidase complex; membrane. The record is from RefSeq and is a predicted model, not a curated record. Lineage: Eukaryota; Viridiplantae; Streptophyta; Magnoliopsida; Rosales; Rosaceae.